AUGGGGAAGAAAGUUAGCGGGAAGUUCGUCUGGGUGAUAAAGAAUUUCUCCUCUGUGCAAUCUGAGAAAAUUUAUUCUGAUCCAUUUGUGAUAGGUGGCUGCAAAUGGCAACUUCUUGCAUAUCCCAAGGGAGAUGGCGUUGAUUACUUUUCUCUGUAUCUGGAGGAUCUUGCUGAUUGUGCAUCAUUGCCUUAUGAUCUGGAUUAUGAUGAUGAAUAUCUAUCCGAAGAACAUUACUUUGAUAAGCCGUCUCCAGCCUUUGCCUGGCGUUACCCUACCCCUUCAGAAACCCUUGCGGAAGACGAUGGAUUUGAGGAAUCCAUUCCCGUGGGAUCUGUGAGGCGUAUAUUUGAGAGACACCCAGACAUUGCCGUAAGGUUCCGAGCAAAGAACAAACAUCUUAGGACAACAUUCAUGAAUUUCCUGCUCAGCUUAAUCGAGACACUGUGCCAGCCACUUGAGGAGCUCUCCCAUGGAGACAUUGUGGAAGCAGGCAUUGCGCUGACAUAUGUGAAAGAUGUGGGAUUUGAGGUUGAUUGGUAUCUUACUGCCACCACCAAAGCUAAUCAGCCUCAGUACUUGUUUCUGUAUCUGUUGCUUGCUUACGGUCCAUCAUUGCCUUCCGGGUGGAAAAGAUAUGUCAAGUAUCGCCUAACCAUAGUAAAUCAACUUGCUGACGACCUAUCCGUAAUAGAAGAUGGACUGCACUGGUUUGAUUCAGGGGCUUGCAACGGUCGAUUUCCAUCCAUGUUUUACCUUUCCAAACUACAUGACUGUGGUUUCUUGGUAAACGGAGAACUCAAACAUGUUGUGGAAGUACAAGUUCUUAAAGUUAUUGGCGCAUCCGAGAAAUCUGAAAAGGCAUCUAAACCUCUGAGGAGGAUAGAUGUUAUAGCUGGUGCCGAGACUAAUAAUUUGCACAGUGAAGCUUCAUCAUUAAAGGAAAGCAUGGAUGUAAAUGGCUUUCAAGUUCUUCCUUCACAGAUCGCCAAGGAAUGCUCUCUCAUAUGCUUUCUACACCUGUCUCUUCUCUACUUGCAGGUAGAAUCUGUUAGAUGUGUAUUCGAAAGACACCCAGAUAUUGCUGUGGAGUUCCACGCAAAGAACCAACAUCUGAGGAACGCAUGCAUGAAUUUCCUGCUCAGCUUAAUCGAGACGUUGUGCCAGUCACUUCAGGAGCUCUCCAUUGAAGACCUUGUGGAAGCAGACAUUGCGCUGACAUACUUGAAAGAUUCAGGCUUUAAGGUGGACUGGCUGGAUAAGAAGCUGGACCAACUAAAGGAAAACAAGGAGAAAGAACAGUUUUGUUUGGCUCGGCUACAAGAAAUGGAGGAUAUGUUUUUAGACUUGGAUGCUCUGGUGGAGAAGGAGGAGGCAGAGUUGUCGGCCACCAGAGCACCUCUAUCAUUCGAUGAUGUUGUUUGA
Molecule: messenger RNA, 1425 nt
Organism: Thlaspi arvense
Lineage: Eukaryota; Viridiplantae; Streptophyta; Magnoliopsida; Brassicales; Brassicaceae
Source: the annotation of a GenBank genome assembly